AAACGAAUUAAAGGUUUUAAAGUUGAAUCUGCGGCUCAGAUUCUCUCAGUUCGUCCUUCACCUCGAAGAUCCUCCCAGGGGAAACACGCAGCGGAUUUGAAAAUCAUGGCGAUGCAGGUGUCAGAAUCCGACCAGAUCAAACAGUUCAAGGAGUUUCUGGGGACGUACAACAAGGUGACAGAGAACUGCUUCAUGGAUUGUGUGAAAGAUUUCACCACCAGAGACGUGAAGCCUGAAGAGUCAAGCUGCUCUGAGUCGUGUCUGCAGAAAUACCUGAAGAUGACUCAGAGGAUCUCGAUGCGUUUUCAGGAAUAUCACAUCCAGCAGAACGAAGCUCUGGCUGCUAAAGCCGGACUGUUGGCUCAACCUCGCUGAUCCUGGAUCUGAUCACCGACAUGAGAACAGACUGACGCUCUGCAGAGCAUGAUGGGAAACGGAGUUCAAACACAUUCAUGGACAGAAACUGUGGAAUUAUGCUUUAAUGUGGGUUUUCUUUAUGUUGAUGAUGUUUUUUUUUUAAUUAAACUUUGUGACGAUCCGA
This is a messenger RNA of Acanthochromis polyacanthus (spiny chromis), 541 nucleotides long. RefSeq names its product translocase of inner mitochondrial membrane 9 homolog (gene timm9). NCBI's taxonomy places the organism in Eukaryota, Metazoa, Chordata, Actinopteri, Pomacentridae. Bases 106 to 375 code for a protein of 89 amino acids. The transcript is spliced from 4 exons. The record is from RefSeq and is a predicted model, not a curated record.